AAGGCUAUUUGAACAAGAUUCAUGUUAAAGAGUAUGAACUAAUUAGUUUGCAAAAAACUCAAUUACAUCAAACUGUUAUUAAUAGUACAGAGGAUAGAGAAAAUAUUGAUCCUUUAUUUAUAAAUCCUUAUAAAGUCAUUAUGAAAGAAAGACCAAGAAAAGCAGAACAUCAUAAUAAAACUAUCCUUAAUUCAACAUUGAAAAAUAAAAAAACAUGA
This is a messenger RNA of Cetraspora pellucida, 218 nucleotides long. The record is from the annotation of a GenBank genome assembly. NCBI's taxonomy places the organism in Eukaryota, Fungi, Glomeromycota, Glomeromycetes, Diversisporales, Gigasporaceae.